GAUCGAUACGUUUAAUUGUAUGUUAAGUACGUUUGUUAGGUUAAAUAAGAUGGAUAAGGCGUGGUGUCUGUACGGCGAGAUGUGGAAGUGAGGGAUCAGUUCAAACAUAUUCACUUUAAAUACGACAAUUAAUCUGUUAAUUAAGGAAGGGAAGUUGAAGAAGGCUGAGGAAGUUGUUCGAUGCAUCGAGUCGUUAGGGUAUAAUACUAAUGUAGGUGACAUACAAUACGAUAAUUCAUGGGUAUUGCAUGAGGCGGGAUUUCGAAGGAGCUAAUCGGGUUAUCGAGACGAUGAUUUCAAAAUAUAUCGAGCCAGACGCCUAUACUUUUGGUUCUUUAAUCAACUGUAUGUGCAAGGAUGGGAAGAUCGAGGAGGCAUCUGAACUUUUCAAGAAAAUGGAGGAAAGUGGAUUAGUUCCGACAGCUGUUGUAUAUAAUAAUAUGAUUGAUGGAUUCUGUAGUAAAGGGGAGUUGGAAAAGGUGUUUAGUUAUAUAGAUCAAAUGGAAAGACGAGGAAUACUGCCGAAUGUUUCGACGUAUAACAUGUUGAUCCACAUGCUGUUGUUGAAAGGGAUGAUAAUCGAGGCUGAUGGUAUGAUAACACAGAUGGUAGCGAAUGAGGUUUUUCCUGAUGUAAUUACGUAUAAUACACUAAUCAAUGGAUAUUUCAGGGCUGGUAUGGUAAAGAAAGCUUUUGGGUUUUAUAAUGAAAUGUUAAGUAAAGGGAUUGAGCCUACUCAGUCGACUUAUACGUCGGUUAUCCAUGUUUUGGCUUCUAUGAAAAAGAUGAAAGUAGUAGAUAAAAUACUCGGGAAUUUGCUAGCGGAAGGUAUAAAACCGGAUCUUAUUACGUUCAAUGCAUUAUUCGAUGGCUAUUGUGCAAACGGACAAAUCGAGAGCGCUCUUUCACUUUUAAAGGAGAUGGAAAGAUUGAAGGUCGACCCAAACGAAGCGACUUACAGCGCUGUGAUAAAGGGUUGUUGCGAGGCGGGUAAGGUUGAAGAAGCUCACCGACUUCUUCACGCGAUGAAUGGAAGGGGAAUUAAACCUGGACUUGUCAGUUACAACACUCUUAUACAAGGCACGUGCAAACUCGAAGGAGGAUAUUACGCUGAGAGACUCCUUAAAGAAAUGGUUAUUAAUGGCAUUUCGCCCAAUGACAGUACUUAUAUCUCUUUGAUGAAAGGACUUGCAAGUAAUGGCGAAGAGAAGGUUUCGGACGAAAUAAAUUGAUAAGCGUAUAUGGUGUUGGAAAAAGACGAAACGAAAAUCCAGCUGAGGUUUUUUCGACAUGGAUUGCUAAAUUGAGGAGUUCACAUGGCUUAGAGACCGUAUUUUCAACUCCUUGCUCCAGCGGGUUUAACUAGCGAGAAGAUUUCUCCAGAAUGUUCAUCGGAAAACGGUUAGUAAAAGUGCAUUUAUGUAAUUUUGUUCAUUGGUUGUCAAUAAUUCAAGAUUCAGUACUUUUGCCCUUGGUAAUAUCAGAUUAUUUCUGUGCUGGUGGUGCUCAGAGAUAUAUAUUAAGUACUGUUCAAUAUUAACAUACUUCUUAUUAGUAAUAUUUAAAUCUUUUUUUCAGGUUACGAAUUUCCAAUCUUAGUGGUACUCGCACUGUGGAUUGUGUGCUCGUACGGCACCAUUUGGAGAAGCUUUAUACGCAGCCGCUUCUCCGACAAGCUUUCCUCCGGCUUUAAUCCUCUCUCUAUCGGUGGUUUUUCAAGGAUGCUGG
Molecule: messenger RNA, 1728 nt
Organism: Erythranthe guttata (spotted monkey flower)
Lineage: Eukaryota; Viridiplantae; Streptophyta; Magnoliopsida; Lamiales; Phrymaceae
Source: RefSeq, a predicted model, not a curated record